UGCGAGUGCCUUUGAGAGGUGAGGGAGAGAGAGAGAGAGAGGGAGGAAGCGAGAGAGGAAGAGCAGUGAGUGGUUGUGUGUAUGGGAGAGAGAGCGAGAGAGAGACAGAAGUAGCAGGCAUUUGAGUGAGUAUCUUAUCCAGCAUCUGGUGGCUGCUGCACUUCGUCCAAAUCUCCAACGUCCGACCGUUAAGUCAAAGACAACAUGUCGAUGCCAGCACGCGCGUUACUAGGACUGUGCUUCGGGGUCCUUGUCAUUAUGAUGUCGGUGUCGCCUGCUCCAGCGCUCACAAUUCACCCGGCAGUACUUAAGAACUUCGUGGGUCCUUUACGGAAGCCAGGCGAGCCCGUCCUACGGCCUACCUUCUUCGACCGCCCUCGUAUGGUUGGCCAGAGGUUGGUCAACAGGUCAGGGCAGGGAGUCAACAUUCCUGCAUCUGUUCGCCAGUCCGACUAUUAUGGGCGCCAGCUGACAGAAGGCGAAGCCAGCAUCGUUGACGGAGGACAAGAAGCCAUUUAUCCCGCCGCUAUCAGAGGCCCUCAGUCACAAGACGAAUGGAACAGAUCUCUAAGGUCUUGCAAAGGAUCUGGCUCUUGUUCCCAGAACAUGGACAACACUUUGAACCUCUUGAUGCGCAUGAUGGAGACGGGGAAGCGCUAAAAGCUUCAGCGAGAAAAUCCAAAAGAAGAUUUUGAGGAAGACUUUCAUCGCGAGGUGUGGCAAUGCGUUAGUGACAGCGCCCUGCGGUUGAUGAACGAAAUUCAACUUCUUUGUUACUUUAGGAGAGUUCGGAGGAACCGACUGACGUAGUUUCACGAACAACUUCCUUGUUAACCAGUAGGGGUAAUUCAGGAAUGUGCUCUGCAGGAAUUGUUAAAGUUUUAUACUUCUCGCCAACAACCUGAUUUGAUUCCUCAGCUCAGAAGUAUUAAAGUAUUUGAAAUGAAUAUCACAAUAAUGGACUACAACACCCCAAGUCUAAGAUGAAAUAGUCUAAUAUGAAGCAUAAUCAGGUAACCUUUUCAAAGCACAUCUUGGUGUGAUUAGAAAUUCACCUCGGUAAACAGAAUAUAAUAUAAAUCUAAAAAUGAAUCUUUCGAUGUUCGAGAAACUGAAGGUGCUUCACUAACGGAUGGCCAUCGUCGCUAUAAUAUAAUUUAACCUUAAGUGUAGCAAGCGGAUAGACCUUAAUCGAAGUAUAUACGAUAUAUUUUAUCUCCUAAAAUAAUAUAUGUUAUGAAAAAAAAUGUAUCUGAUAUUAGAGAUCACAUGUACGUAGAUGUAGUGUAGGUAUAACCUGUCUAGAUACCCCAUCAUUUACUUGUGUGUUUUCUUCAGACUACACCGCAUAAGGUACAGUCAGAUGUGUACAAGUGAAGAUCAUUCAGUGCAGAACACUAAAUAUAUAUUUGUUGUUAUUCCUGAGAAUCAUAAAUUUCUGGUCGGAAUAAAACAAACUAAAAUCCUUUCAAAUAAAUAUAAAAAUACAUGUAUACUUUCAAAUAUAAUAAAUAUUUUAAAUAUAAACCAUAUAAAGUAAAUAAAAAUGAAAUGCAGAUUCUAUACUUAUAAAAUAACUUAUUUUAAUUAUAUGAUAAUCAUAAUGUAUCAGGGAAUUGCUUACCAAUUAACAUUCACUCUCUUAAUGUUGCUCAGCAUUUUAUUCCUACGGCUGGUGCUCUCUCUCUCUCUCUCUCUCUCUCUCUCUCUCUCUCUCUCUCUCUCUCUCUCUCUCUGUCUGUCUGUCUGUCUGUCUGCCUAUCCCUCAUCCCUCUUUCCUCUCUCAUUAAAAUCAAAAUUCUUUCCGGUAAUUACCUGAGGAGCGAGCAGAGGACAUCGGAUCUGGUUUCUGGAAAUACUUCGAGAGUGCAAGAAGAAAAAAAAAGUGAUUUCGAAAGCUGGUCACAAUGUGGAUUUAUGAGCACUAAGUCUAAAAGCAAAGAGCACAACAAA
Molecule: messenger RNA, 1953 nt
Organism: Macrobrachium nipponense
Lineage: Eukaryota; Metazoa; Arthropoda; Malacostraca; Decapoda; Palaemonidae
Exons: 4
Coding region: 205-660 (151 amino acids)
Source: RefSeq, a predicted model, not a curated record